Physella acuta is the source of this 2266-nucleotide messenger RNA. Its product is annotated as tyrosine-protein phosphatase 10D-like. The record is from RefSeq and is a predicted model, not a curated record. Gene Ontology annotation, biological process: protein dephosphorylation. Gene Ontology annotation, molecular function: protein tyrosine phosphatase activity; protein binding. Lineage: Eukaryota; Metazoa; Mollusca; Gastropoda; Physidae.
UUGCCGUCCCUGUCACUCUAUAUCCAUUCUCCCGAAGUGUAACUUUAGAGCUAGGCCCACAACUAGAUGGUGCUGCUAAUUACAUCAUUACAUGUAUGGACUCUAACAACCAAAGCUGUAAAGAAAAGACAGUCCAGAGAUUCCAGAAUCGCAAAUUUAAUGUGACAAUCAGUGACUUGAAACCAUAUCAGGACUACAUGUUUACUGUGGAUACACAGACUGAAACUUUGGAUGGACAUUACAAAAGUGUAGCAAAAAUGUACUCCAUUAGGACCUUACAAUCUGCCCCUGGUCCAGUUGUAUCUUUAGCUGUAAGUGAACCAGUGUUCCGUACAGUCAAGUUAACAUGGAAGCCACCUGUUGAAGCCAAUGGAAUCAUUACUAAAUACAUGAUCAGUUAUACCAAGGAUAAUGAUAAGCAAGAGGAGAUUUUCCCCACUGAAUCUUUGAUGAUAGAAGUCACCAUAGCAAAUCUCACACCUGGAGUAUCUUACACCUUUAAGGUAUCAGCGUACACUGUGGAGAAGGGCAAUGAAACUGAGAUAAAAUAUGAAACAAAAACACAAGCCCCAGUAUUUAAAGAAAGCUUUACACUGGAGAGCAGCAAACCUAAACUAGCACCAGAAGAUCAGAGACCUGUGACAGAAAACCAGAUCAAGCUACAUUUUAUCAACCCAUUCAGUGACGCCAAUGGAGAAAUUAUAGAGUAUUCAGUGAUUGUAUCAACAGAGCUUUCACCUGAACAUGACACCAAUGAUGACUUGCCAACUUGGGACCAGGCUAGAAAGGACAGUACAAAAAAAGUUUACAAGGCCAUCAAUAGAUGUAAAGACUUCUUCAGUUCAUCCUCAUCGUGUGGAACUGCUACAAGAAAAAAACGUGAAACAGAAAACGCUGGACACCUGUUUGUUGUUGGAGCUGAGUUGAAUUGUGAGGGGAAAGUAUUCUGUAAUGGCCAGCUGUCUGAGAACACAGGGUAUUACAUCAAGCUGCGGGGCUACACCAAGCAUGGACAUAAUGACACAGCUUAUUCAGACAUGAUCAAAACAGCUGAAAGUCAGUCCAACAGUGUAGCUUCCACUAUAGGAGGCGUCAUUGGUGCCUUCAUUAUUCUCAUUCUCAUUGCUGUGGCUGUCAUUUUGUUCCUUAAAUGGAGAAACCGUCCAAAGAAAGCCUCUAAACAUUCAGCACCUCAAUCGUCAUGGGAGCACAACGCACUUGCAAAAUUAAGCCGUCUUGUGAAACUAUCUGACUUUCCAUUCCAUGUGAAGGAAAUGGAAUCCGACUCAGAUUUUAAAUACGCUGAAGAAUAUGAGGACGUAAAAGAAGUGGGACGUGAUCAGCCCUGUACGGCUGCAGAAUUUCCACCCAACAGACCAAAAAAUCGCUUCACUAACAUUUUGCCUUAUGACCAUUCGCGUGUUCAACUUAUAGCAAGAGAAAACGAGGAAGGAUCAGAUUAUAUCAAUGCUAACUACGUGCCAGGUUACAACUCAGAUGAAGAAUAUAUAGCCACACAAGGGCCUCUAUCUUCAACACGAGAUGAUUUCUGGAGAAUGAUUUGGGAAAAGAACUGUCGAAAUAUUGUUAUGUUGACACGCUGUAUUGAGAAAGGGGUGGAAAAAUGCGACCAAUAUUGGCCCUUAUAUUCUGUUGCUCAGAAGUGUGGCGAACUUUGGAUAGUUAGCUUACAUGAAAUCAAAAUGCCAGAAUGGACUAUCACAAAACUUAAAAUUUCUAAAGGGAAAAAGUACAAAAAGAUUCUCCACUUUUGCUACACUAUAUGGACCAAACACGAAAUCCCGUAUUCACCAGUUUCUCUGAUCCAUUUUGUGAGGACAGUGAGAGAAAAGUUGCGACAAGUCUCUAGUCCAAUUGUUGUUCACUGCAGCUCUGGUACAGGAAGGUCAGGAGUUUUUAUUGCAGUUGAUCACAUUCUACAGCUGAUUAAACAAAAAGAUGAAAUCAGUGUCACUGAACUUGUUUAUAAACUUCAUAAACAGAGAAAAUUAAUGCUGCAAAAUGUGCAUCAAUAUAAAUUCAUUCAUGAGUGUUUACUGUGUGUGCUAAUGGGGGAAGAAACAUCCUAUGUGAAUUUUGGAGUUGGUCGCCAGGUACAAGAUGAUGAGGAAGCAGACUCUAACUACUAUAUGAUCAAUGAGUAUGAAGAAAUUGAUGAAGUUUUAUACACAGGUUAUGACAGAAUUCCUGGAGAAAGUCAGAAGUAACAUUUUGACUAAAACACAAAUCAAUAUUACAGAACCUA